Messenger RNA from Bactrocera dorsalis (oriental fruit fly), 714 nucleotides. RefSeq lists its product as uncharacterized. The coding region runs from base 162 to 674 and encodes 170 amino acids. The transcript is spliced from 6 exons. NCBI's taxonomy places the organism in Eukaryota, Metazoa, Arthropoda, Insecta, Diptera, Tephritidae. The record is from RefSeq and is a predicted model, not a curated record.
AUCACAUUGUUGUCAUUUCGUUUACAUGUUUCAUUCCAAUUUGUUUCAUUGCUGCAAGUGGUUCUUUGAUUAUAUACAUAUAUUGUUUACUUUUGGGGAAUUAUUAAAAACCUAAAUUGGAUUCAAUUAUUACUAUUAGUGGGCAAACAUUUUAAAGCGCAAUGGUUGUUUUGGAGUCCUGCUGGUCACCAAUCAUUUGGUCGAAUUCUGUGAAAACCGGAAGUUAUGCCGUGGCAGUGUAUACAGCGGCGGUAUCAGUGAUUUUUAUCACAUUGAUCACUUAUAUGUUAUCGGGCGGAGAAUCAGCUCAACUGUAUUCACCACUUUUUGAAACGGAUAUUAGGUACUCGAUGCCAGUCUAUGGAGCAAUAUUCAUAUCCUACUUUAUUCUCCUCAUAAUCGCAUCAUAUUUUGUAUAUUAUGGAAUAAGAAUAAGUACGCGAGGUUGGCUACUACCCUGGCUAAUAUUAGUCGGCUUAGGAAUAUUGUUUCAGUUUUGUUGGGGUCUUUGGCUUAUUGGCGGCUACUACAUUUAUCUCGAGCAAACGUUUUCCGCUCUUCUAAAUUUUUGCUGGAUGGCUUACAAUAUUUAUUGCUGGUUGUGCGUGUUCUCACAGUACCAAUUAUUUUUGGAGAUGCAAAAUCCCAAUAUCGUUCUCUUGGAGCCAUUUUAAGGUGGUUGAUACUCCACUUGCAGAUUAAAUAAAAAAACAA